GACCAGGCUUCUCUUCCUUAGUUGUCACUUUUAAUAUUAUUGUUUUCCAAACACAAUGGCUGAUAAAUAUUUUAGUAUAGCUACGCUCAAGUCACAGACAAGAGCUCCUACCCCAAAGGAGUCCGCGCAGAAUUAUCUUCGCUCAGAGGAUUCGUUAAAGCAAAUGCACCUAGACAAUAGUCAAAAGCUGGUCUACGAAAUCGUCGAUGACAUCUUUGAGCAGCGCAAGGGACAGUACGAGCAAUCGGAUUCGCUAGAAACCUCCAAUCAACGCUCAACAUCAUCGAAGAGCAUCGUGGACAAACGCUUGCACUACUGGAAGAACAUGAUACGUCAGCGUCGUGCUCUGCAGGGGAAAUUGAUGCGCAGCACGGGUAAAAUGCCGGAGGAUAUGCUCUUCAAUAGGGACAAUCGUGAGCAGCAAACGCUCAAUAGCAUUUUGGCCAAGGCAACUCAAAAUAGAGAGCCACAUAUUUUAGAAUUGGGUGCACGUAGCCCAUGUGUGGAGCCUGUGCAAAUGUGUGUACCAGAGAGUAAACUGCAUGAAUUUGUAGGCGUUCCCAAACCCAAUGACUUUGAGCUGCCACAAGAACAGACGCACACCAAAUGGAUAGACUCAGACUACUUGGGCCAGCACAUUAAUAAGAACUUUUGCAACAUAAGAGAUGUGCUCGAGUACUGUCCGGAUAUAAACGGACUGCAGGUCAUGGGUCAUAGCUAUAGAUUGUCCAAUGCGGGUCUCUUUCAAUCGAUGCACACUGUAACUUCCUCGACAAGUGCCUCAGACGCUUGUACCAUCUCCAGUUCACAUUUAACGUUUACUGAACGUGUGCUGGAGUACCGCUCUAAUCCUCAUAGUAUAAUGUCGAUGCAGCCGUCUGAAAUAAUCAAUCCAUCGGAGAGGAGCAAGCCGUUGAUCAGCGCACCCUCGCAACUGGCGUUGGUGAUCAAUAACACCACCUACAAGCGACAGCGACCCGAAUUCUCACCCAUACUCGAGCGCAAGUUCGUCUGCAAUCCCUACGAGCGCAUCUUGCGCACUGUAAUGCGAUUGGAAAACCUUGGCAGAGAUACCAUCAGAUUCAACUGGAUGCGUGCCGAGUUCUUUGCCUACAAUCAAACUCUAUUCGAUGCGCUAGACGAUGAGUUCAUAUUCGAUACAGAACCCUUUAUGCUGCGUCCAGGCGAAGCGCAUGAGGUCUCUGUGCUCUUCCGCCCACGCAAGGUCUGCAUAGUCAAGCAGCGCUGGCUGCUCACCACACAGCCGCGCAUCUUCUUUCGCUAUCCCUGCGCCCUGACGCUCAACAUGCACGGCCAGUGCACGCCGCCCGCUGAAUACAGCCAACACCUGAAGCGCAGCUUGCGCACUUGCUACCGCCGCUGUCCCCUGAACCUCAACCUAAUCUAUCCCGAGCUCUUUGCGCUGCAGCCUGUGUGCUAUUGUCCCAGCUCACGUGACCUGGACGAGCACGAGGCGUUCAAUGAGCGCAAUUUGGGCUACAGCUGCCAACGCAACAGCGACAUGCAGCAGCUCAAGCAGUUCUUUGAGCGCGUCAAGCAGCCGCAUUUGCGUUGGGACUACAGCAUCAGCAUGCUGCGUGAGCUGGUUUGCCACAAGAGCAGCAGACAGCAGCGUAUUGCGCUCCUUGCUGAGCUGCAUCAGCUGCUCGCCACACUUAGUGGCAAGUCGUUGCCGCUAAGCUUGUGCGAUGCGCCCGCCAAAGUGUCGCAACGUCAACGCAGCUGCUUCGUCUUUGUGCGUGGCAUCUUGGCCAAUAGCUUUGAGUUGUGGCUGGAGCGGCUUUGGCAGCUGGAGACGAAGCUACUAAAAGAGCAGCCGGGCAUAGUGCGGCGCUCUAAAAGCUUACGGGACUCUAUGUAUAUGUAUACCUAUGACUAUCUCUGUAACAUAAUGGAAGAUAUUGUGUCAGCUAUUGAAAGUAGUGAAGCUAGCUAAAUAAAACUAAGACAGAUGUAAAA
Drosophila busckii is the source of this 1980-nucleotide messenger RNA. RefSeq lists its product as uncharacterized. The transcript has a single exon. The record is from RefSeq and is a predicted model, not a curated record. Lineage: Eukaryota; Metazoa; Arthropoda; Insecta; Diptera; Drosophilidae. Bases 56 to 1957 code for a protein of 633 amino acids.